AUGGGACAACCACAGAAUGGAACUAUAGCCGAACUGAAGAAUGGAAAGGCUGAUACAGUCGCCGUAUCUAAACAAGAUCAGGAGCAACAACCACGUAGUAUUCCUCAUAUCACCGCCAAUCUAAUACCUUUAUCCAACAUCCUCAAAUUCUAUGCCCAAGAAUCAUAUAAACAGUUGUCAACUGCAAUAGAAAAUUUAUCAACCAAUGUCGAUGAAGAAUCGGACGUAAAGCGGAAAAAGUACUUUCUUGAUAUAAUCAUAUCGUUACGACAAGAUCUCCUCAAGUUGUAUACCUUGAUCAAAUGGGCCAGUGUAUCACAAGAUGUAUCAAAACUUAUCGAUUUGUUGAAUUGGUUCCGAAUACAAGAUUUCCAAUUUGAUCACUUAACACAUCAGUUGGCGGGAUUGAGUGGAUUUGGUGGUGCUAAAUUACCCAAUUUCGAUAUUGAAACAGCGUUGGAAGUGUUUUAUAAAAAGAGACCAAUUUUACCAUCACACAACUAUCUACAACAACCAAAAAUCAGUCCUCACAAGGUAUUAGAAGUAUUGAAAGAUUUGAAUUUAGCAUUGAUGACUAAAUUUGCUUUGAUUGAUGUACCACCACAAUUCCAAUUUGAAAUAAAAGAUGGUCGUGCUUAUAUUGAUGUACUGAAAGAGUUUCAAGUUUGUGUCACCAUGGCCAGUGACGAUUUGAGUACCGAUAAUCCAUUUUAUAUGAUUGAUUUCAAAUUCUUGUUUGGGAUCAAUCAAGCUGAAACCUUGGUCACAUUUGGAGAAAAUGAUUCGAUUGUUACUAGGCUACCGACAGAAUCAUAUACGAGGUUGGAGAAAAUUGCCAAUCAGGUGCUAAGUGUACUGGGAUUACAAGGAUUGUAUGAGUUAUUACACAAGUAUUCCAUAUCAUUCAAAUUGUAUCUUGUUUCCAAACAAAUACGAGGUUUGUUGAAUACUUUAAAGUGGAAGAAUAAUUUGCAAAUCAAGUAUGCAAUGGGAAGUUCUUUGAUUAUAGUCAAUUAUUGGACACUGCAUUUUUUGAACUCGAAUUGGAAAUCGUUUAUUGAGAUUGGAAUUGAUCGGAAAUUUAAUUUGAUUUAUAGAUGGUUCCGUAAUGGCAAAUAUGAGAGUGAGGAUGUUGUUAAAAAAAUAGUGCAGGAUAGAGAAAAAGAUUGUGGUGAGAUUAAUGAAGACACUGACUCUCUUUUUAAAGAACAGAUUGACUCCGUGUCGUCUAAUGAUGAGGAAGCUUCAGCUGAAGAAGUCCAUAUUGAAUCAAUUAUUAGCUCAUUCAUGAUUUCACACUCAGCUGGUAUAAUGAAGAUGAUAUUCAAGUUACUCAGAACUAGGAUAAGCGGGGAUAUUGAAAUGAUAAAUUCACAUCGGAUCAUGUUUUCCAUAUCACCCAAGAAAUCAGCUGUGUUAGCAAUCAACCCAUUAACUGGAUUAUUUUACUUUGUAAAUCCAACACCUAUGCAAAAUCGACUUUUGAAACGAAUCAAUUCACCACCAUUGUCAUUCUCCAAACAACAACAGUCGCAACAAACUAUACCUGAAAAUAGUUUUGUUGAGGGAGUAGUUGUAGUAUUACAACAAUUGAUGUUGGAAACAUUUACCAAAGAGGUCAAUAAUUACUUAUUCACAACAGAAUGGAUCCACAAUAGCAUCAUCAAGUUGAAUGAUGGAGAAAUAAACAACUUAUUGAAAUCGAUCGAUAAGACAAAUGUCAGGGAUCAAAUCACAGUGCAAUUCUAUCGUCGCAAACACUGGCCAUCUACUUGGUUUCUUAUAGUUAUGGUUAAUGGAUUAACCUCAAGUACUGCAUGGUGGGUAGCACGAAUUAAGUCAGUUGAUGCUAAUUGGGUGGUUAGUUAUCUACAGAAUUUGAUUUAUAAUCCAAGGUUGGAUUACGAGUUUUUCAAAAAUUUGGGUAAAUCGACGUUCAAAAAGAUUAUCAAUCAUGUUAUUUUGGAUGAAUUGCGUGCCAAUGGAAUUGAGUAUGACAAUGUAUUGGCAGAUGAGGAGCAAGCUGGUGAUAACGAUGCAGCCAAGGAGGUGAGGUCGGAACUUGAUGGUCUUGGUUUGACGAGCGCAGUAUCUAGUGGGUCUGAAAAUGGAUCAGUUAAUCAAGUGACGGUAAUUUACAAGUCAAUUAUAAAAUUACAAAAUACAAACUUGAUCCCAAUUGAAAAUUCAUCAUCUCAUUUUUAUUUACAAGUGGAAUUGAUCAAUGAGGAUAAUACCAACAAGAUGAAUUUGAAUUUAUUUGGUAAAUUGAAAAACUUGUCCAUCAAAAAUUCGCCCGAAGUGGCUAAAUUCAAUCUUAUAAUUGAUCAUGAGAAACAAAAUGUUGAGGUUGCCACUUCAGUAGAUUUGAAUCUGAUAAUCAAUGAGAAUCAGCAACACCACCAUCAUCAGAAACAAGGAUUCUUGAAUCCUAUUUUCGACAACUUGAAUAAAUUAAACAAUUUACUUCAAAUUCUUGAACAAUUGAAUAAUCAUAAAGUUGAAAUCUUGGAUAAUUCAAUUGAUAGUGUGGUGGUUAAAGUCAAUGAAGCUGUUGAUAAAUUAUUAAUACAAUUGCCUCAAAAUCCCAAAGAUGCCAUACAGAUUAGUGCAGUUAAUACAAAACCAUGGGAAAUUGAAAUUAUAAUCCAUUUUUUGAAUCAGUAUUUACAAGUGACGAAAUCAACCGAUAUUGUUGGAGUCAUUCAUUAUCUCGAUGAAUUUGAUCCUAUCUAUCGUGCAGUUAAACAAGUUCAAAAAUUGCUUAAUGAGCAGGAGAGUGGCGUAUCUACCUCAGGUAAUGCAGCUGCUGACGAUUUGAAAUUAAAUAAUGGAUUAAACAAAAUCUGUUUCGAUGCCAUUUUCAAAAAUUUGAAUCUGAUUCAAUUUAUGUUCAACUUAUCAUCAACUAUUUCAAAUUCGCGUAAGAUUCAAAAAGAUAAAAUCUUGAUUUCAUUAUCAUUCAAGAAAAACAAAUUUAAUUCCAAUGAUAAUCAAAAUUUGAUUAAAGUAUCAUUGAAGAACAACCUCAAUUCCAAAAACGUUAAAUUUAGACAGUUGUUUGAGUUGAUGUUCAAAAGUAUUUCGGAAAUGGAACGCAAUGAACGUGAUGAAAUUAUCAAUUUACAAGAAAAUCAUCUAUUGAUUAAAUUAAAUUAUGAUUUUUUGAUUAGUUGUAAUGUAAUUGAGGAAAUGAUGGGACGGAUAACCAAAUGUUUUAUUCAAUACUUGACUGAGGAAACAAAAUAA
Lodderomyces orthopsilosis Co 90-125 is the source of this 3249-nucleotide messenger RNA. It is a transcript of the gene MED14, whose product is annotated as Med14p. The record is from RefSeq and is a predicted model, not a curated record. The coding region runs from base 1 to 3249 and encodes 1082 amino acids. Gene Ontology annotation, cellular component: mediator complex; core mediator complex. Gene Ontology annotation, molecular function: transcription coregulator activity. Lineage: Eukaryota; Fungi; Ascomycota; Pichiomycetes; Serinales; Debaryomycetaceae. Gene Ontology annotation, biological process: regulation of transcription by RNA polymerase II. The transcript has a single exon.